CAAGAGUUUUUCUCAUCACAAAGCUUUUACCUUACAAUCUUGAGAGCUAAAACAUUUUCUUGAAAAAUGGGUUUAUCUGGGAAGAAGGUGGCUCAAGUGGAUAUCAAAUGCAAUGCAGAUGUAUUUCUUGGACUCUUGAGGUACAGGCCAAACAACUUGUCGAAGAUAGCCCCAGAUCAUAUUCUUGGAUGCCAGUUGGUAGAAGGCGAAUGGGGUACAAUCGGAUCCAUAGUUAUCUGGAACUACAAAAUUGAUGGAAAGUUGCUAUCUUCGAAGCAAGUUCUCGAAGCUGCAGAUGAAAAAAACAAAUCCAUCACCUACACGCCGUUAGAAGGAGAUGCCAUGCUGCAGAUUUACAAAAGCUUAAAAGCACACAUUCACUUUAGUGAAAAUGGUGAAAACAACUUUGUGACAUGGACGCUUGAGUAUGAGAAGAUAAAUGAAGACGUCCCUGACCCAGAUGCACUCAUUGAUCUUGCUUACAAAGUUACCAAAGUUGUUGAGCUUCACCUUCUCAAAUAUAGCGACAUAUUUUGUGUUCUCCUUUUGAUGCAAGAAUAUCCAGCUUCGCCUCUUGAAUCUUGCCUCCUUCUCCUAUAUAUCGUGCCUCGCCUUCCUUAUGCUCCCCCGUUCUCUAUAAACCCUACACUCGACUGCCACCACCGCUCAAUCCUACCGUCAUGUCAACCAUUUGUAAGCUGCACCACUUCCGUUGGAUGGUUUACUUCCAGACCUCUCUUCUUCUCCCGUUUGCGAUCACAUAUAAACUUGCAAGAGUUUGGGUUUUUUCUUCUGAAGCAUAGAUGGUGGCCAAGGAUUUGA
Molecule: messenger RNA, 822 nt
Organism: Lactuca virosa
Lineage: Eukaryota; Viridiplantae; Streptophyta; Magnoliopsida; Asterales; Asteraceae
Source: the annotation of a GenBank genome assembly